AAUUGGUAUUAGCGGUAUAUUUUUUGGACACACGGCAUGUUUUUGUGACCGCGGCAGGGUAACACUCUUUUGUUGCUGAUUAAAAAUCCGCUUAACUCGUGGCGAAAUUUGCAUUUACGAUUUCGCAUACAAAUCGCGUUGAAAAACAGAAUGCCGGGCGUUGAAACGAUCAAAUCCUCCUGGGCCGACGAGGUGGAGCUCGACUAUGGUGGACUCCCUCCGACGACGGAGACCGUGGAGAACGGGCAGAAGUACGUGACGGAGUACAAGUACAACAAGGACGACAAGAAGACGAAGGUGGUGCGCACGUACAAGAUCUCCAAGCAGGUGGUGCCCAAGACGGUGGCCAAGCGGCGGACCUGGACGAAGUUCGGCGAGUCGAAGAACGACAAGCCCGGCCCCAACUCGCAGACGACCAUGGUGUCCGAGGAGAUCUUCAUGCAGUUCCUCAACUCCAAGGAGGACGAGAAGGCCAACGACCCGCUGCUGGACCCCACCAAGAACAUUGCCAAGUGCCGCAUCUGCAACGGCGAGCAUUGGUCGGUCAACUGCCCGUACAAGGGCACGGCGAUGGACACGAAUAUGAUGGAGAAGAAGGCCUCGGCAGCCGCCGCGGCCGCCGUCGAUGCGCCCAAGUCCGGCAAGUAUGUGCCGCCGUUCCUCAAGGACAGCCAAAAGGGCGCGCUGGGAAUGCGCGGACGCGACGACACGGCCGCCAUCAGGAUAUCCAAUCUGUCGGAGUCGAUGACCGAGGCGGAUCUCGAGGAGCUGGUGAAGAAGAUUGGGCCGCAGAGCAAGAUGUAUCUCGCCCGCGACAAGAACACCGGACUCUGCAAGGGAUUCGCCUACGUGCACUUCAAGCAGCGCAAGGAUGCGGCCGCCGCCAUCGAGAUCCUCAACGGACACGGCUACGACCACUUGAUCCUCAGCGUCGAAUGGUCCAAGCCCCAGAACAAUUAGUUAGUCCCGUUCCCACUACCCGCGUUUACUGCUCAUAGGAGUCCGUUCGAGUCGAUCACACAAUUUGUCCCGAUGCUAUGCUAAGUUUGCUACAAAUAAAUCUUAAAACAGCCCCCACGGGCACCGAAAA
Drosophila simulans is the source of this 1090-nucleotide messenger RNA. It is a transcript of the gene eIF3g1, whose product is annotated as eukaryotic translation initiation factor 3 subunit G-1. Gene Ontology annotation, cellular component: cytoplasm; eukaryotic translation initiation factor 3 complex. The coding region runs from base 151 to 960 and encodes 269 amino acids. NCBI's taxonomy places the organism in Eukaryota, Metazoa, Arthropoda, Insecta, Diptera, Drosophilidae. Gene Ontology annotation, molecular function: translation initiation factor activity; RNA binding. The record is from RefSeq and is a predicted model, not a curated record. The transcript is spliced from 2 exons.